Molecule: messenger RNA, 3455 nt
Organism: Silurus meridionalis
Lineage: Eukaryota; Metazoa; Chordata; Actinopteri; Siluriformes; Siluridae
Exons: 12
Coding region: 482-3088 (868 amino acids)
Biological process (GO): protein linear deubiquitination
Cellular component (GO): cytoplasm
Molecular function (GO): cysteine-type deubiquitinase activity
Source: RefSeq, a predicted model, not a curated record
UGAGGAUUUGGGAUGCGGCCCAGGUCUAAAGUCUUCAAGUCUUCCAAUUGCGCAAGACCUUUUAUUUAAACGCUUCCUAUGUUUGGGAAUCACGUUUCCACCCCUCACUCCAUUUAUAGCCCGAAUGCACUGGGCUAAUAUUGUUUAAUGCAACCUGCUUGUGUUUUCUUUUCGCCAUUUAUUUUCUUUGUAAAUAUCUGAGAAGUACUCGAGUGGGCGUGGCUCAAAGCCAAAGGGAAACUACGUUGUAAAAGCUAAACUUCCUGGUUGCCGAAAAUGCGGGCGUCUUAACAAAUGUCAAGACCAGGCUACAGUGGUUAGCUUUGAAUGUAGGACUUUGUGUCUGGACCACUUAAAGCUUGGCUGAUGACCAACCGUCACCAAAUAUCUGCGGUAUUACAGUCAGGACAUUAACAGAGAAAAAGUAAAAGAUUGAAGCCCAUUUCAGAUGAUUGGGUGAGAGCAUUCGUUAAACAUUACCAUGGGGAACAGCGGGUGCUGCCCAGCAUCAAACCCGUGUGACCACACAGUGGACGAAACGCAGGGACUACUGAACUCACCCGAUUCAAAGGUUUCAGCCAAGCCGCUGACGACUGAAGGCAUCAGCCAUGCAGUGGAGGUCGAGGAGAGUAAAAAGGAAGCAGGUUGCAUAAUGCAAGAACAAGAUGUAGUCAGCACGCAACCGACAGCAGCUCCCAAGUCGCCUGAGGGGCCUGUACAGAGUUCUUAUAAUUCUGUAAUCCAGAUACUCCACACUGAUGUCUCCCUUGUUGCACAAACUAGCCAAAGUGCCUCACCUGUGUCAGUAGUGUCAAAGGAACUAGUAGAUGCAUCUGCUACAGCCCCAGAAACAAAAAAUGAGGAUGAGACUACAGAAGAGACCCAGACCUCUGCUACUGAAGUCACUGAUGCAUUGCUAGUUAAAGCACCAACAGAGUUGGCUACAGCUAAUGUGAAAGAGGAAACAGAAGCUCACAUAUCUGAUUCACUGGAAAAAGAACACACAGCAUGCAAGCCUAAGUUGAUGGUACAGGAUGCGCUGGAAGAAGGUCCUGCUGAUGACGUUAUACAAGUGAACCCACAGGAGGAGGUUGAUGAAGAAGACACAAAGAAGAAGCUGUCUGAAGCUGAUAAAAAUGAGGAUUAUGUGGAGAAAGGAGCUUGCAAUGUAGAGAUGGGGAAGGAGGAGCUCAAAACACCAGUAGAAGUUUUACCUGCGAUGGAUACCCCUCAGCUCAUAGAGCCAGUUUUGAAUAACUCAGCAAUAGAUGAACUUGAAGUUAAAGGACUCGUAGCUGAAAUGGACAUGGCAGAGAACACUGUAGAUACCACGCUGCCAGAAAACGCCAAUGAAGAAACUCCAGUAAUUGUAUCAGAGCCCUCAUGUAAAGAAAAGGCAGGAUUAGACAUUGAAAAACCUGUUGCUGAUAAAGUGCAAAAAAACUACGAAGAUCAUGCUGUUUUCGGCAUGUCUGAAAUGAAGGAAAACGGUUUACCUGCGGAAACUCAGGAAACUUUAGCGCAGGAGUCUUCUCCAGCAAUGAACAUUAUUGAGGAAUCCACUGUGAAUUAUAUAGAAAAUGGCCAAGUGGAAGACUUGGCUGAUGUUCCUUUGAAGGAUGAGAACGCAGCUGAGCUGAAUGCAGAAGAACCUCAAUUGACUAAGUUCUUAGUGAAGCCACCUGAGGAACCUUCACAUAUUGAAAAUCAGGAGAUAGUGUCUGAACCCUCUGCCGACAGUAAGAGUGCCAGCAUUGCAGAAGUGCUGGAGAAGCCAGAGUCAGACACUGCAGAAAUCCAGAUGACAAUCCCCGAGUAUGAAAAGGAAGGAAACGUUGGAGAGGCUUUUCAGAAUGGUUUGCCCACGUACACUCCUGUAGAGAAGCCAGAAUCUAUAGAGAAGCCUGAUGAACAAGUCAAUGAAAAUGAACUCGAGAGCGAGUCCACUGCACCGAGCGAGGCAUUGUCAUUUGAUCGUGACCUUAUCUCUCAGCCAAGUGAGAAUGAUGAGAGAGCAGCAGGAGAAGAAAAAGAGGAUGCUGAAAGCAACCAGGCCCAAAAAGGAGAAAUUGUAUUCAGCAGUGGUCAUGACAUGAAAGUUGCACUAAUACCUGUGUGUGACUUAGAACACAUUGCAGAGAAAGAGCCGGAGCAUGAGGACAGCAUUGAAGACCUCUAUCAGGCAGACAAUGAGAUUGGACAAGAGCUGAAUAAAUCGAUGCCACUCCUGGAGUUUACAAUUCCUGGAGUGGAGGAGAAGUGCAGUUUAGCUGCCCCUGUUGACAUUUUGGCCUACAGUGAGAGAGAGUGGAAGGGAAACACGGCCAAGAGCAAUAUCAUCAGAAAGGGCUACUCUGAAAUAUCUUGUAGCUUUAAUGGGCUGAGGAGAGUAAGGGGAGAUAACUACUGCUCUCUGAGAGCUACACUCUAUCAGGUGUUGACCACUACAACACAAACACCAGCCUGGCUACAGGAGGAGGAUUUCACAUCGUUGCCGGAGAAAAUCGAGGCUCAGAAGCAAUUGGUGGGCAUGUGGGUGUUCCCUCCUCAGUGUGCCAAAGCAGAAGAGAAGGAAGAUCCUGUGGAGAAACUUAAACACUAUCUGGAGCUUCUGCAGAUAAGAUGGAAGGCAGCAGCAGAGUUAGAGAGCCCAGAGGACAAGCAGAGCAUGUGUGAUCAAGUAUUUCAAGGUGGAGAGGAAGAAUACGCUCUUCUGGAGGUGCUGAAGUUUCUCAUGCUGGUCAAGGCAGUGGAAUUUCAUAGCAAAAUGCAGGAGCAACAGGAAGUGCCUAUAUUCUGUUGGCUACUGUUCGCCCGUGACACUUCUGAAAACCCCAAAACGUUCUUCAGCAAUCAUCUGAGCCAAGUUGGCUUCAGUGGGGGCCUGGAACAGGUGGAGAUGUUUCUGCUCGGUUAUGCCUUACAGCACACCAUUCAAGCCUUCCGCCUCUACAAGGCUGACACGGAGGAAUUUGUGACGCACUACCCUGACGACCACAAACAAGACUGGCCAUGUGUGUGUGUCAUCACAGAGGAUGACCGCCAUUAUAAUGUCCCCGUUAGGAAGCCGACACAUUACAGAGCGUAACAUUGUUGCGCUCCGACAUCAGCUGAUGUCAGGAAGGAAAUUGAGAGUGAAACUAAGACAUCAUCAUGCUCUGCCUUCUCCUGAGUAAUUAUUAAUGAAAUGCCAGAAAUCCUGUUCAUAACCAGAGUUAAAGUGAAGGAUUUUAUUUAGUACAAAAGAAGAUUAUGUCUAAAAUCUGCUUGUGUUUGGCUGAAGUUGUUGGCAAUUUGGCUAAAGCUUACAACAUUAACAAAAGCACUCAGGUUUUUUGUGCAAUUUGUUGACGUUCUUGUUUUUGUAGUAGUUUUUAUUUUAUACAGUCGAAGAAGUCACGCAUGACAGUUACACAAAUAACAUACCUGUGUUUACUAUAAACUUUUAAAACUUU